Molecule: messenger RNA, 2743 nt
Organism: Gopherus evgoodei (Goodes thornscrub tortoise)
Lineage: Eukaryota; Metazoa; Chordata; Testudines; Testudinidae
Product: serine/threonine-protein kinase Sgk3
Exons: 16
Coding region: 845-2275 (476 amino acids)
Biological process (GO): protein phosphorylation
Molecular function (GO): ATP binding; protein serine/threonine kinase activity; phosphatidylinositol binding
Source: RefSeq, a predicted model, not a curated record
CCCGCAAAAUAGCGCCCCCCAAAGAUUCUGGUGCCCUAGGCCAUUGCCUAGGUCGCCUAAAUGGUAGCACUGGCCCUGGUUGGAAGUGUAUUUCAAACGAUUUUGUAGUUUGAAAGAAGUAGCUGUCUCGAAAGUCUGAUCUUCUUCCAACAAAAUUAGCACAUUCUACUGCCUAAAUGUUAAUGUUAAUUCUUUACAGACUUGUCUGUGGUUAGACAUUUGUCCUGAAAUUUCUUGCUGGAGUAAGUUCACCAGUGACAACACUAGAGUGCACAAGACAAUGAUAGUUCCCAGCAUUUUAAGCACCAGGUCAUGUAGAACUUUUUAGGCAGAAAAUUAGCUGUAGCCUAGAGACCUGUCUCCCCAGGCACUCCUACUUGUGGAGCUGCACCAACAUUAGCAACGGUGGGGAAAUUUUAGAGAGAAGAGGUGACAGUAGGCACAGUCUAACCAAGUGAAUGUUCCCUGUGGAAGCAUAUUGCUCAAUUUUGGCCUCUUCCACUUUAUAUCAAGGAUUAAUUAGCAGCCUGACAAAUUAUACUUUUCACAGCAAAGCUUGUGGUUUUGUCAUGUAUAUUUUAGGAUUUAAUAACACUAUCAGCCAAGAAGUGAUGGGUGCAGUAAAUUUCAGUAGUAGACCUGCAUCCUCCAGAGCAUUUUUAUGGCUAUUAUACUGCAUUUAUUUUCUCUCCUCUUGCAAACCCAUAUUGCAGUGACUCUCUGGAGCCUCUGGGCAUUGCUCCUUGAGCCUGCAGGAGGGGAUUACUAAAGGAGAGACAGACACAUAUGAGGAAAGCAUUACUGUAAAAACCAUAAGGAAGAUGUGGAGGAUUCUUGCAUUUAGAUGUCAAUUUUCUUGAAUUGCCUGAACAUCCAGCAGGUUUACAAAGUAUUGGUCUCCGUUGGUAGAAAUGAGUGGUUUGUCUUCAGGCGAUAUGCUGAGUUUGAUAAACUGUACUACACACUGAAGAAACAAUUUCCCACCAUGAACCUGAAGAUUCCAGCUAAAAGAAUAUUUGGUGACAAUUUUGAUCCAGAUUUUAUUAAACAGAGAAGAGCAGGACUGAAUGAAUUCAUUCAAAAUUUAGUCAGACAGCCAGAGCUAUGCAACCACCCGGAUGUCAGAGCAUUUCUUCAGAUGGACAAUCCAAAGCAUCAGUCAGAUCCAUCUGAAGAUGAGGAUGAAAGGAGCAAUCAGAAGCUAAACUCUACCUCACAGAAUAUCAACCUGGGACCAUCUGGAAAUCCUCACGCUAAGCCAACAGACUUCCACUUCUUGAAAGUUAUUGGGAAAGGCAGCUUUGGCAAGGUUCUUCUUGCAAAACGAAAACUGGAUGGGAAAUUUUAUGCUGUCAAAGUACUGCAGAAAAAAGUUGUUCUCAACAGGAAAGAGCAAAAACAUAUUAUGGCUGAACGUAAUGUACUGUUGAAAAAUGUGAAACAUCCAUUUUUGGUUGGAUUACAUUACUCAUUCCAAACAACAGAAAAGCUUUACUUUGUUCUGGAUUUUGUUAAUGGAGGGGAGCUGUUCUUUCAUUUACAAAGAGAGCGCUCCUUUCCUGAACACAGAGCCAGAUUUUAUGCUGCUGAAAUAGCCAGUGCAUUGGGCUACUUGCACUCCAUAAAUAUUGUAUACAGGGAUUUGAAACCAGAGAACAUUCUCCUAGACUCACUGGGACAUGUUGUCUUAACAGAUUUUGGACUCUGUAAAGAAGGGAUUGCUAUCUCGGACACCACAGCAACCUUUUGUGGGACACCAGAAUACCUUGCCCCAGAAGUGAUCAGAAAACAGCCCUAUGACAACACAGUAGACUGGUGGUGCCUUGGUGCGGUUCUUUAUGAAAUGCUUUAUGGGUUGCCUCCAUUUUACUGCCGUGAUGUUCCUGAGAUGUAUGAAAAUAUUCUUCACAAACCUCUAUAUGUGCGCCCAGGAGUCAGUCUUACAGCCUGGUCUAUUCUGGAAGAACUCUUGGAAAAAGACAGGCAAAAGAGACUUGGAGCAAGAGAAGACUUUCUUGAAAUUCAAAGGCAUCCUUUCUUUGAAUCUCUCAGCUGGGCUGACCUUCUCCAGAAGAAGAUUCCACCACCAUUUAAUCCUAAUGUGGUUGGCCCAGAUGAUAUAAGGAAUUUUGAUGCAGCUUUUACAGAAGAAAUGGUUCCUUAUUCAGUUUGCAUUUCCUCUGGUUAUAACAUUGUAAAUGCCAGUGUGCUGGAGGCAGAUGAUGCAUUUGUUGGAUUUUCUUAUGCACCGCCUUCUGAAGACUUGUUUCCCUAGGAGGUUAGGAGCCGACAGAUGCUGCACAAGUACAAGUCUGAAGAUGGACUGAAACAUGAGUGUGAACAUAGUCCAGAAUAUCUGUAACUAGUGCCUCAUUUUAUAUGUAGGGUUGAAACCAAUGAACAAACAUUUUCUGCUGUAUAUGAGGAAAUUGGGCAUUUCAGAUGGCUUUCUUUGGGAUUUAAACUGUUAUACCUGCUGCAUAAAAAUAUUUUUAAAAUGAAGAUCUCUAAAAGCUGUUCCUUUACAUUAAUCUGUUUUUAAGUAAACACACUGCUUUUUUUUCUCCAGGUUUACAUUAAUACCAAUCCAGGAUUUGGUUGUCUUUCAGCAGCAGCAAACUUAGCACAUUUAUAAAUGCCUUUGUAACUAUUUACAGUGACUUUGUGCUUGAAUUGUAACUAUGCAAUUGUCUUUUUGUAUAUCAUUGUUUAAAAAAAGAUAAAUAUUUCCCCUGUUAUAUCA